This is a messenger RNA of Penaeus chinensis, 1597 nucleotides long. RefSeq lists its product as uncharacterized. Bases 3 to 1091 code for a protein of 362 amino acids. Lineage: Eukaryota; Metazoa; Arthropoda; Malacostraca; Decapoda; Penaeidae. The record is from RefSeq and is a predicted model, not a curated record. The transcript is spliced from 6 exons.
AGAUGUGUGGGGGAAAGGACCACGUUGCUACGUUCCUCGCGCGCCUCGAGAAGCGUGGCGUGGACCCGUCGUCGCUCGCUUGCCUCCCGACCUACCAGAAGCUCCUGCAGAAGAGGAGUGCCUCGGCCCUCAGUGUCCACGAGAGUAAUGGUGUGACAAACACGAAGAAGAGAGCCAACAAAGAGGGCCACCAGAGUGCCAACUGGGAGGGGGGCGAAGGCAAGAGCGCCCGGGCACGUGGGCCGUGGGUGGCACUGGUGCUCGGUAUUGUCAGUGCGAUCGUGGGCACGGUUUACCACUACGAACUGCAUACUCAAAAUGGAUUUACGAAAUUUUGGCUUCGCUGGGAGAACAUUGAUCUUCAUGCUGAACAGUGUACCAUCGACAUGCCGGCCAGUCUCCAGGACAUGUUUCGGCCGCCUGUGCAGUGUGACAUGUGCAGACAAGUGACUCAUGUCGAGCGCGUCCAUUCAGUCACACCUCAGCUUUUCGAGGAGAGGUACGCUUACACCGGCCGCCCUGUGGUCAUAACGGACGGGCAGAGGAACUGGUCGGCGCCGCACGUGUUCUCCUUCGAGUUCUUCAAGUCGAUCUACGCCGACGACUCCCCUGUUCUCGAGAACUUUGAACGCGACUGCCAGUUCUUCCCGUACCAGACCGAGUUCAAGAACCUCCGUCACGUGUUCAAUAUGACAGCAGAUAGAGUGAACAUGCGCGGGGAACCGUGGUAUAUUGGAUGGAGUAACUGCGACUCCUCCGCCGCGAACAUCCUGCGGGAUCACUACGAGCGGCCCUACUUCCUUCCCCAGGCCGCCGAGUCCUCCAAGACGGACUGGAUCUUCAUGGGCACUCCGGGAUACGGCGCCCACAUGCAUAUAGACCACGUGGGGAAUCCUUCUUGGCAGGCUCAGAUCCGCGGCAGGAAGCUGUGGACUCUGGAACCUCCCCCAGAAUGCUACUUCCAGUGUAUUCCUAUGGAGGUCGUGGUGGAGCCGGGAGAGAUAAUCGUUCUAGACACCAACAUCUGGUACCACAAGACGCUAAUCGUCUCCGAAGAGCUUAGUAUCACGAUUGGCUCCGAAUACGAUUAAAACCAAAAAGGAAUUUCGUGUGAUGGAGCUGUAAUACGUUGAGGAAGGGAGGACGAGGUGAGGAGAAGAAGGAAGGGAGGAUAGAAGUGAGGAGUAGGAGGAAGUAAGGAAGAGGAGACGAGAAGAAGGAAGGGAAGAAGAGGAGACGAGCAAAUGAAGGGAGGAAGACGAAAAGAAGAAAAGAAGAAGUAGAAGAGACGACAAUAGGAGGAAAGAAGUUUUUUUACGUAAAGAUGAUAUAUAAAGAGAUGGUAAAAAAAAGAAAAGAAAAAAAGAAAAACAAGAAAAAAAAAGAGAAAGUAAGGUUUACCAAGAAAGAAGGAGAGACAAGAAGCGAGAAAAGGAGAGUUCUGUGUGAUGGAGAAGAAUUAUACCAAGAAAUGAAACAGGUUGACGUAAGGAAAGAAGGAGGGGGUUUCCGUCGGUCAGAAUAUACGAGGAAACAAUAAGGAACCAGGUCAAGGGGUUUCAAAGGAAGGAGAGGGGCGGAGGAAUCUAGUCUGAGG